Molecule: messenger RNA, 1287 nt
Organism: Trichosporon asahii var. asahii CBS 2479
Lineage: Eukaryota; Fungi; Basidiomycota; Tremellomycetes; Trichosporonales; Trichosporonaceae
Exons: 2
Coding region: 1-1287 (428 amino acids)
Biological process (GO): zinc ion transmembrane transport
Cellular component (GO): plasma membrane
Molecular function (GO): zinc ion transmembrane transporter activity
Source: RefSeq, a predicted model, not a curated record
AUGGCCCCGACACUCGCAUCUGUUGCGACCACGGCCACCCAGGUCGCUGCCGCCGCGGCCACUCAUGUCAUCAUCCCGAUCCUCAAACGCGCCGAGGAGGAGGCCGCUGAGGCUGCAGGCGGUGAGGAGGAAGACGCCUGCGCUGCCUCCUAUGACGACUCGCACUGGGGCCUCCGCAUCGGAGGCAUCUUCAUCAUCCUCGCGACCAGUCUGCUCGGCACCCUUGCGCCGAUCCUGCUGCGGUCAUCGCGUGUUGUUCCCCGUGCUUUCUUCGAGUUCGUCAAGUAUUUCGGUUCCGGUGUCAUUAUCGCUACGGCGUUCAUGCACCUGCUCGCGCCUGCCUUCGAUGAGCUCGGCUCGGAGUGUCUCUCGGGCACUUGGAACAACUACGACUGGGCGCCCGCUUUCGCGCUCAUCUCGUGCAUGCUCAUGUUCUUCGCCGAGGUCGCCGCGUACCGCAUCGGCACGCAGAAGCUGGAACAGAUCGGCGUCAACUACUCGUCGCACGUCCACGACGAGACGGACGCGCACGCUCACGACCACCGCGCGCCCUCUGUCGUUGCCGGCCAGUCGAACCCCGCCAACCUCCACUCGCACGCGCUCGAGCACGAGAUUGCGCACGAGCACCACCCCAAUAUCAACGGACACGGCCUCGGCCACCACGGCCCUAUGCCUGACGGACCGACCGAGGCGGAGAUCUACGGCGAGUCGCUCGACGGCGGCAAGCUGCGCAAGAAGGUCGACCUCGAGAGCGGCGACUCGGACUCGGCCCUCACCCUCGGCCCUAGCGAUGCCGAGACCGCUGCUCAGAUUGUCGGUGUGGCGAUUCUCGAGUUUGGCGUCGUGCUGCACUCCAUCAUCAUCGGUCUCACCCUCGCAACGAGCGACGAGUUCAUCGUUCUCUUCAUUGUCAUCAUCUUCCACCAGAUGUUCGAGGGACUCGGUCUCGGCGCCCGUCUCGCCUCGCUCGAGCUGCCCAAGCACCUCUGGUGGGUGCGCUACGCCGCCGCGCUCCUGUACUGCAUCUGCACGCCCGUCGGCAUGGCUGCUGGCCUCGGUGUCCGCAAGUCUUACAACGGAAAUGGCACCGCCAACCUCAUCGUUUCCGGUAUCCUCGACGCCAUCUCGGCCGGUAUCCUGCUCUACACUGGUCUCGUCGAGCUCCUCGCCCACGAGAUCCUCCUCAACCCUCGUAUGAUGAAGAGCUCGAACUCGAAGCUCGCGUACGUCUUCAUCUGCAUGUGUCUUGGAGCGGGUCUCAUGGCCCUCCUUGCCAACUGGGCUUAA